Mercurialis annua (annual mercury) is the source of this 994-nucleotide messenger RNA. RefSeq names its product osmotin-like protein. Bases 10 to 801 code for a protein of 263 amino acids. Gene Ontology annotation, biological process: defense response. NCBI's taxonomy places the organism in Eukaryota, Viridiplantae, Streptophyta, Magnoliopsida, Malpighiales, Euphorbiaceae. The record is from RefSeq and is a predicted model, not a curated record. Gene Ontology annotation, cellular component: extracellular region. The transcript has a single exon.
ACCAUCCUCAUGCCCAUCCUCCACUUCUCAUUCAGCAAACAAACAAAAAUGUCUACUCCUACUCCUCUACUUCUCUUCUUCACUGCUCUUUUUACCAUUAUCUCCUUCGCCGGAGCACAGUCGCCGCUCUUUCUAACCCUAGUCAACAACUGCCCCUACACUAUUUACCCAGCCAUCCAGCCCAACGCCGGCUCCCCCGUCCUCGAAAAAGGCGGCUUCCCUCUCAACACCCUAACCCACCGCUCCUUCCCCGUCCCCAACCACCACUGGUCCGGUCGGAUCUGGGCAAGAACCGGCUGCUCCCACCACAACGGUUACUUCCACUGCGCCACCGGAGACUGCGAUCGCCGAAUCGAAUGCAAUGGACUCGGCGGCGCCACCCCUGCAACUCUAGCUCAGCUCACCUUCCACCAUGGCCAUAAUGACUUCUCAUCUUACGGAGUCUCUCUAGUCGACGGGUUUAACAUUCCGAUGACGGUUACUCCCCAUGAAGGUAAAGGUAACUGUCCUGUAGUUGGGUGCAGAGCGAAUAUUCUUGCCACGUGUCCGGAGAAGCUGCAGAUGAGGUACCCCGGCGGUCAUGGUCCGGUGGUGGCGUGUAAAAGUGGGUGUGAAGCGUUUGGUACCGAUGAGCUGUGCUGUCGGAAUCAUUAUAAUAGCCCGCAGACAUGCAGAGGUUCGAGUUAUUCGGAGUUUUUUAAACAUGCUUGUCCCGCCACCUUUACUUAUGCUCAUGAUAAUCCUUCUCUGAUGCACGAGUGUUCUUCGCCGCGUGAGGUUAAAGUUAUUUUCUGUCAUUAAAUGACAUGAAAAUAAUUAAUUGAAUAAAUUUAGCUGUUCUUGCUUUGUUUCUGGUUCUGCUAUAUAUCUGUAUGAAUAUUUAGCGAGACUCUGAGAGAGAGAUUAGAGGAAGGUGAUGGAUUGGAAUGUAUUUUAACGUGUAAUGGAUUUGUGUCUAAUUAUGAUUUUGAAUGUUUGUGUUUUCGUUGAGAAA